Hepatospora eriocheir is the source of this 1743-nucleotide messenger RNA. NCBI's taxonomy places the organism in Eukaryota, Fungi, Microsporidia, Hepatosporidae. The record is from the annotation of a GenBank genome assembly.
AUGAAAAAUAAAUCAAAUAAAGAAAUCAAGAAAUUUAUAACAGCAGCACUACCGUAUGUAAAUAACCAGCCACACUUAGGCAAUAUAAUAGGAUCGUUAUUAAGUGCAGAUGUAUAUGCAAGAUACUGUAGAAAGAGAGGUUAUGACACUGUUUUUAUUUCGGGUACUGAUGAGUAUGGAACUGCUACUGAAAUGGAAGCUAUUAAACAGAAAUGUAUGCCUUUUGAUAUCGUAAAGAAAAACAGACAAGUUCAUAUGAAUGUCUACUCAGCAUUUGAUCUGUCGUUUGAUUAUUUUGGACAUACCCAUUGUGAGGAACAUAGAAAUUUAGUUCAACAGUUUUUCUUAAAAAUAAUUAAUUAUUUUAAACAGGAGGAAGUUUCUCAGUUCUACUGUGAGACAUGUGAACAAUUUUUAGCUGAUCGUUAUGUUGAAGGAUUGUGUGUUUGUGGGUCAAUAUCAAAUGGUGAUCAAUGUGAUAAUUGUGGACGAUGUCAUAUAACAACUGAAAUAAAGAAUGCUACAUGUAAAAUAUGUAAGUCGAGUGCUAAGAUAAAAACAACAACUCAUCUCUUUUUGGAAUUAGGUAGAUUGAAAGAUAAAAUUAAAAAUCAAGAUACUACAAGGUGGUCAGAAUCUGCUAAAUUUAUUUUUAACGAAUGGAUAGAAAAAGAUUUACACUCCAGAUGUAUGACAAGAGAUUUAAAGUAUAAAUGGGGUGUGCCUGUACCAGUACAAGGAUUUGAAGAUAAAGUAUUUUAUGUAUGGUUUGAUGCGCCCAUUGGAUAUUUAACUUUUCUUAAACAGGUAAAAGAUUUAACUUGGUUAGAUGGGUCAGACUUUGUACAGUUUAUGGGUAAAGAUAAUGUUCCAUUCCAUUCGAUUAUGUUUCCUGCAAUGUUAUCAGCACUUAAAGAAAGUUUAACUGAUGAUUCUUUAGUUAGUGAGAAUAAGAGUUUAGUUGAAAUGGUUAAAAAUUUAAAUAUUAAAGAAAGUUUCUUUAAAAACGUUAAAUUAAACUAUCAACCAGUAAUAAAUUCAACUGGUUAUUUGACAUUCAAUGGAAAAAAGUUUAGUAAGUCAAAAUCAAUAGGAGUAUUUGGUAGUGAUAUUUUGGAAAAGGAUGUUGGUGAUAUUUCCAAGUGGAGGUUUUACUUGUUGAAAAGAAGACCUGAAACUAAAGAUGCGGACUUUAACGUUGAUGAAUUUUUAACUUUAGUAGAAACUGAUUUAGUUGCUUGUUUAGGUAAUUUUGUAAACAGAACCUUAAAAUUUUUAUCUAAAAAGAAAAUUGUGAUUAGUGAAGUUUUAAAAGAGUUAGAUUUAAGUCUUGAUGAGUACAAAGAUGAAUUGUUGUUUGUAGAAAGUAUUAAAGAAACAUACAAUGAAUAUUUGGAAGUUAUGGAACAGAUUUCUAUUAGAAGAGGAUUUGAGGUACUUUUUAAGUUGUGUAAAAUUGGAAAUAAGUACUUACAAGAUUUACAAGUUAACAAAGAAAAGAUGAUUUUGGGAUAUUCAUUAGGUUAUUCAUUAGUAGUUCUAGUAGGCCAUUGUUUAGUUCCAUUUUUACCUAAACAAGCUUUAGAAAUCUUUGAACAAGCACAAGUAGAAAAUAGUGAGUUCCCAGCAACCUUUGAAAUUAUCAAAUUAAGCAGAGAACUUAAAAAUAUUUCUCCAAUAUUUAGUCAUUUUACUAAAGAGCAGAAAGAGACACUUUUAAGCUUUAAACCAGUUUCAGAUUAA